Molecule: messenger RNA, 1730 nt
Organism: Mauremys reevesii (Reeves's turtle)
Lineage: Eukaryota; Metazoa; Chordata; Testudines; Geoemydidae
Gene: GP9
Product: glycoprotein IX platelet
Exons: 5
Coding region: 1-1011 (336 amino acids)
Source: RefSeq, a predicted model, not a curated record
AUGUGUGCCAGGUAUUCAGAUUUGGAGGAUGAGGAAGAUGAUGAAGAGGAGGAGGAUGAAGAUAGCGCAUGGCAAGCAAGCGGAGAAGCCAUUUUCCCCAACAACCAGGAACUGUUUAUCAUCCUGGAGCCAGUACCCUCCCAACCCACCGAAGGCCGGCUCCCAGACCUAGAAGGCGGAGAAGGGACCUCUGCAAGACUUAAUAUUGCACAUUACUGGAAUAAUGUGACUCCUCCUCCUCUGGAAUUAUGCACUGCAGAUCUUCAAAGCCUUACUACGCAAACGAGGGAAAGGAUCGAACGCUUGAAUAUAUAUAUAUAUAUAUACAUAUAUAUAUAUAUACACACACACACACACACACACACAUACACAGAGAGUGAAAACAUAACCACCAUGAAGAUCCCCACUGCUGCAGGAUUUGUUACAUUAAUGCUGUUCUGUUUAGUCCAUGCGGAAAUCUGCCCUCUGUCCUGCAUCUGUAAGCGACUUGGAGAAAUGAAGGGUUGGUUAGUAGACUGCAGCUCAAAGGGACUAAAGGAAGUGCCUGCCCUGCCUGUCAGCACCAGGAAACUUUAUCUACAGAAUAACAGCAUGACCACAGUUCGUACUGGUGCAUUUGACAACUUACAUAACCUAGAGGAAGUGAAUGUGUCCGACAAUCCCUGGAAUUGUGACUGUGACAUUCUGUAUCUCAAACUCUGGCUGGAGGACUUCUCCGAAUCUUCUAUUGCUAACGUCAUCUGUGCAACCCCAGCUUCCAAUGAGAGGAAGCCUCUGAGCCAGUUGAGUGGGAAUGAGCUGGACAGCUGCAGGAAAUCCCUCCCAAUUAAAUGCCUCGAUUUCUUUUGGCGAGAUCUUGCUUUGAUCACUUCUGCAGUAAUUGUACUUAUUUUAACAUCAUGUGCUCUGAGGUUCUCCAAAAAGCUAGCCUACCCGGUUACCACAAGAGAUUAUUAUUCUGCUGCCCCGCUGCUGCGGAAGCAUAACCUAGAAAAUUACAUGUCACAGUGAGAUGUUGCUGUCACCAAUAGCUCUUCACAGAAAUGCCAAACUAACCUAAUACAAAGGAUACCCUUCUUAGCUAUUACUGGCUAUGCAAGUGUAAGUGUACUCAAGAUGGAUCCCAGACCACAAAGUUUGCCAGGGGAGAAGUUCGUAUGAAGAUCCAGUAUUCAGAUCCAAGGUUUUGGUUGGAGGCCACCUCUAAAAUGCACUUAAAUUUACUUACUGGCAAGUCAGAAUAAGUUAUUUUAAUAUUACAUUCUCUAAAUAUCUAAGGAAAGUAGUUAGGAAAUUUUACUUGUCCAGUCUUGUGAUUUUUGAAGAAUUAAUUUCCCAUUUUUACCAAUGAAAUCCCAGCUCUUCUAGCAAAAGGCUAUUUACAGUCUACUGCUAGCUAGUUUCUGGUGGAUUUUGAUUGCACUAUUGUUACUAAUUUAGACUCUGAUCCUAAAGCUGACUGCACCCCAUCAUGCUGGCGGAGUCCUAUUGACUUGAACAGGCACACACUUGCACCUGCAGAGGAGAGGGCUGGAUUUGACAGCAUGCAGAGAUUCCCCUGGCAGCAGAACCAGUGUGGCUAUUGGGGCCAGCCCUUGGAUUUACCCCUUAAUAAACAUGAUUUUAAGCUUCCUGAAAAUUAAUGUGCAUCCAUUAAGGAGUCCUUUUAAAUACUACUGAAUUUCCUAGAAAACACUUGAGAAAAAUUGUAUUCUGUGUGUGAUAUUUAA